UGAACCGGAGGCCCGAGGCCGCAAAGUGUGCGACGAAAAGCUCUCGACUCCAGUCGCUCGCGGGCUGCGCUCCAGUGCGCUUCGCCGACAUGCCUUUAGCUCUGUCACGUUCUUUCGCGAUCGUCUCCGUGCGUUAACGAUGCGUCGGUGGUAAACAGUGAGACAUGGAUCGAACGAAACCGACGAUGCUCUUGAUCGCGUCGUUGAUCGCUGCUCUGGCGGUCCUCGUUGCUACCGAUCCCUUCCUCGACGCCACGCAAGAGAUGUCCUGCUGUUCCCUGGCGGCCGGUUCUUGUCGCAGCGUCUGCUCUAAGAUCUCUUUGGUGGUGCUGGGUGCCGAGGAGGAGGCGAGGGAGAACGCGACACGCCGGCUGCUCGAGUUCUGUUCCCCGGAGCUGGCUCGGUUCUGGGGCUGCGUUAACUCGACUCUGAACGAGGUGAAGAAACAUGGAAACUGGAUUGGAAGGGGUUGCUGUUACCUGGCGCUGAAUCCAGUUUGUCGAUCCACGUGCGCGCUAUCGGGAUCCAGGAGAGAUCUCAAUGAAUCCUGUCGGCCAAGCGACGAGCCCGAAUUCUUUUCUUGUCUGGAGAAACGCGAGGAGGCCGAGAAAUGUUGCAGUAACGUGUCCAACGACACUUGCAGGACGAUCUGUCAAGAUCUCUUCUAUAAACCCGGAAAGAUCUCUAACUUGAAGUUGUACAGCAGCAAAGGAUGCUUCCAUCAAGUGCCAAAGUGUCUGAAGAACGUCGCCGAGGUGAAACAGGCGGAGGAUCCCAAACAACAUCUGCAUUGUUGCAACGAGGCGACCAACACGGCCUGCCUCGACACGUGCCGACGAAUCCUGCAAACCGCGACGACCGAUCAAGAGAUCAUGGACGCGUUGACGGAUAAAUGCAAGCCAGUUCUGCCUCAAUCACCGUUUUGGAGCUGCUUGCUAAAGUCUGGUUCGCCGAAGCCGGCUCGUCUUCCGUUGGAUGCGGGCAAAUUGUCGUGCUGCACCAAAGCGGCCAAGCUGUCGUGCCAGAGUCUGUGCUGGAGAGCGUUUCAAGCCGACUGGGAAUCAGCCUGGCUGGAAUUCGACGCUGAAUGUCUAUCGUCCAGUUUCGAAGGAGAGCUGAGGAGGUGUCUCGAGGAUGCCGACGAUCCUUGCGAAAUGGGCUGCUCGGGACUGUCCUACUGCGCCCGAUUCAAUGAUAGAUCCACGACGUUGUUUAGAAGUUGUUCGGCGACGUCCGACGAAGCAGCCGAAUGGGAAGCGCAUCACUGGGCCCGAGGUGGUACCGUCCGAGGGUUGGGUAUCCCAGUGCGAGCUGCGGCAUCCUGUCCCCAGGAAACACUGCGUGCAGCCGCGUGUCUGUUACAGCUACGUCCUUGCGAGAGCAGAAUCCAUGAAACGAGACUUUGUCGCGAGGAUUGUUUAGAAUUAAUGGUCAGCUGCGUAGAUUGGUCCGCUAUAACUGGACCGCACACAGCAGCCACGUUGUGCGCCAAGCUUUCACCGGCCAGGUCUGACGCGCCUUGUGUGUCUCUGAAGCCGUUCUUAGAAGAUCCACAAGAGGAAUCUGUCGUACAUCUCGAAGAGGACAUCGCGACACCUUGCAAGAGUAAUCCUUGCGCCCAAGGCGAGAUCUGCGAGCUGGUGCACCACGGUCGACAAUUAUAUCGGUGUCUGCCAGCCUGUUCCCUGGGAGAGAUGUCAAAGCAAAUGGUUCCCGCGGGAUCUUGGGUGCAGAUCCCGAGAUUCGAUCAACAGGGCUGCCUCAGAAUCUGCCAGUGCACUUUACGCGGUCUCGAGAAAUGCAAAACGCUCAACUGUUUCAAAUUCAAUUCUUGUUGGGUGCACGAUCGUUACAUAGCACACAAAGCGAACUUCUAUCUCGAGUGCAACCCCUGCCACUGCUUCGAGGGCGAGUUCACGUGCUCGAAAAGGAAUUGCGGAGACCCAGGAGUCCCGUCUUUACCCUGCGACUGCCCGACUCACUACGUCCCCGUCUGCGGUCGAUUAGGCUUCACGUUCGCGUCCGGAUGCUUGGCCAAAUGCGCCGAGAUGUCCGCGAGCGAAGUCGAGUUCGGCAGAUGUUCGUCCAGAGAUCCCUGCGCCUCGAAUCCUUGCGACAGCACCGAGAAAUGUGUACGGAGGACCAGAGUGUGCUUGUCGAGGCUUCAUAAACCUUGUCCGCAAUACGAAUGCGUUCCCCUCGAUUGCUACUUACGCGACGAAACUAGCGGUCCCGUCUGCGACCAGGAGAAUCGUCAGCAUAGUUCUAUUUGCGCUAUGAUCCGAAGCGGAGCCACGCUGGGUUACAGAGGACCUUGUUUGGAAGGAUGUAGCUUGCGGGGUCCGGUUUGCGGUGCCAACGGAGAGGUGUAUGCGAACGAAUGCGCGGCUUGGGCGGAGAGGACCGUGGUGGAUUACUUUGGAUCUUGCGUGGCCGUGGGAUUAAUCGGUGAUCAUGCUAAACCUCGAUGCGGAGAGGCGGUGCAAUGUCCUCGACUGAUAGAACCUUACUGCGUGGGCGUCACACCGCCCGGGGCUUGCUGUCCCGUUUGCGGCGGAGCGGCCAAACUGUUUUAUUCCAAGAAACAGCUGGAUAGGAUAUAUUAUAUGAUGGACGAAGACGUGGACAAGGAUUCGGUUACGCUCGAGACUCUGUUAACUGCCCUUUCAAGGCAGAUUCAGGUGUCACAGUGUGUUCUCCGGGGCAUGAUCACACCGGACCGUGACAUAUUCAUCGUGGUCCAGUCCACCUUGAAGAGGCCAACGAGUUUGCAGUUGCGGGCUUGCGUGGUCGAAGCGGAGAAGUUAGUUACCAGGAUUUCGGAGAGGAGCCCGAGGAUCGCGGCCGAGGUACCUUUAGGCGCGCUCACCAGAGCGGAACUUGCUCACAGUUACAUAUCAAGUGCCAUAUCCAUUAAUGGAUGCGUUAUGCAUAUCGUUUCUGGAGUUUUCAUUUAUGUUCUAAUCUCGUAAAGACAUCGGGGACGUCGCGUUUUCUCAAAGGUGCUAAAAACGUUUUCUCUCUCUUUUUUUUACCUAACGAUUUUACCGUUUCCGGUAACGUCGAGUUCAUGACUGUGAUUCUUCUAGUGCCUACUAACGUAAUAUACAGAAAAUUAUAGUGUAUUUUCUUAUCUUAAUAUUGCCAAAGAAAGAAAAGUGCGUGGAACAUGUACAAAGGCGAAUGUAUAAUCACCCGAACGCAAUUAUUAAUUCUGAUGAUCUUGCGAGUUUUAGUUACCAAAUAAAAAUUGCAACACCGUGUAAUAUUUGCGUUCUGGGAAUUGAACGGUGAUUACGCUGCUCAUUUUAUGUUGUAAAUAGAACGUAGAGUCCUAACUUAAGUUACCAAAAAACAUCGUAUUCUCGUAGUGAAUAAAAAAACAUCUGCUCUGAAUCUCUUGUUUCGCCUCGUGUGUUUGUUAUUAAAAAUGUGGAUAGCACGCAGAUGCUACCAGGUAAUAACGUGUUAAUCAAAGUUCUCGUUGUUAAAUACAAACUUUUUUGUAUAGACAUAUCUAUAAGUUAUAAUAAAUUUCUAAUUUUUAUCGUACGCAGUUCAUCGAAAUGAAUCAUAUAUAAGUGUUUGUAUAUAUACCAUUAAUGCAGAGAAUUACGAAA
Messenger RNA from Ceratina calcarata, 3620 nucleotides. It is a transcript of the gene Reck, whose product is annotated as reversion-inducing-cysteine-rich protein with kazal motifs. NCBI's taxonomy places the organism in Eukaryota, Metazoa, Arthropoda, Insecta, Hymenoptera, Apidae. Gene Ontology annotation, biological process: extracellular matrix organization. The transcript has 8 exons. Gene Ontology annotation, molecular function: metalloendopeptidase inhibitor activity; protein binding. The record is from RefSeq and is a predicted model, not a curated record. The coding region runs from base 165 to 2972 and encodes 935 amino acids. Gene Ontology annotation, cellular component: plasma membrane.